AUGGAUGAGCAAGGGUUAAAUCAAAUGGAAAUCGAGAUGCAAAGGACUUUGGAUUCUUUGUCAAAAUAUAUAUCAUCUGGGAAAAAUAAUAAAGAGCACCUCAGAAAUGUCCUCGAACCUUUUAGCCAGCUGCUGAAAUAUACGAACCUUGAGGUAAACGUAUCUGUCACAAUUCGCUAUUAUGCUUGCCAAAAAUGUAAAAAACUAAUCCAUGUUUCUGAGUUAGGAAAUGCAAUUCGAUUGCCAUGUGCUGAGUCGCAUGUAUUUUGCAAUAAUCAAUGCUUAAAAGCUUUAAUUGAAGAUAUGACACUCAGAAAUAUUUUGGACUGAAAAGAAUUAAGCGUCUGCCCUUCAUGCUUCCAGAAAAUCCCAGAAAAUUUAAUUUUUGCUGCAUAUGGUGGGCGCGAAUAUUUCAAUAAAUUAUUAUAUGAAGAACGAGAUAAAAAAUUAAAUUUCCAGUGCCUUAUAUGUUUAGAAAAUUAUCAAGUCAAAGAUGGCAUAACACUAGAAUGCGAUCAUAGAUUUUGUAAUACUUGCUUAUCAGCGCAUCUUAAAGCAAAUAUAGAUGAAAGAAAAAUCGACGACAAAAAUUUAAAAUGCCCAAAUGAUUGCAAUAUGCCUAUUGACGUAAACAUUAUCAAAUAUUUGGUAGAUGAUGCAACUUUUCAAAAAUAUUUAAAAUUUUCAAUUACUGGAUGGCAGCCUACUGGAGAAGAUGCUAAGGAAAUCUACUUUCAAUGCCCAGGAGCUGGAUGUGAAAAUAUGAUUCUAUUGCCGAGCAACUUAGAAGAAUAUAAAUGCGAGCACUGCAAUCAUGAAUCAUGUCCAAAGUGUAGAGAUAAGCCUCACAAAGGGAAUACUUGUGAAGCUUAUGCUAAAUGAAAAGCUGAAAAUGACCAAGCCGAUAUAAAGUUCAAUGAACUGAUGAAUCAAAAUAAUUGGGUUAAUUGCCCAUGAUGCAGACAGCCAAUUGAAAGAGUUACAGGAUGCAAAUUUAUGGUAUGCAAUUCAGUAGCAUGCAGAGGAGCCAAAUAUUUUUGUUUUGAUUGCAAAAAAGGACUGAAUGCUGAUCACGAAGCACACAUUUGCUUAAGAACAUAA
This is a messenger RNA of Blepharisma stoltei, 1101 nucleotides long. The record is from the annotation of a GenBank genome assembly. NCBI's taxonomy places the organism in Eukaryota, Ciliophora, Heterotrichea, Heterotrichida, Blepharismidae.